UGGGGAGCGUGGGGCAGCGACGGUGGGGAUGCGCGCACACUAGUUUACUAUUCAGCUUCCGCAAGUUUUGGCUUGUGUCAACGUGACGCGCGAUCGACUCUCACCCAGUGCAUUUUAUUUGCAGUCUUGAUGGCAACCAGGUCAUUUUUAGGCAUCUCACACUUUGAAUAGGCAAAUAGGCCCGCAGAAACGCCACCCACGCUCGCGAUUUUCAGUUCGUCAGGUGAGAAGCAACCCUGGGACCUCGGUAUGAGAGAGAUGCCACUCAUCCACGGUGGAGUGCAUCCGCACACUCUCUCGCUCAAUCAACACAGACUGCACUACUUGUCUCAUAUCUUCUUUCCUGGCCAUCCACAUCACACCCUCAACACUCCCCGCUCGCCUCAUUCAGCAUGACGACAAACCUCGCAGCCGUCGCCGGGCCCAGCAGACAGCGACCCAAAUCUGAACAAACUUCCCCCACUGCGUCCGGAGCAAACUCUCCCCCCGACGAGUUGCGUUCCACCGUGUCCGUCUCCAAACCUGGUCUCAGCGUCGGCGAGAAUGGUGAGGUCAUAAAGGUCCCCGCCUUCCUCAACAAGCUCUUCAGCAUGGUAUCAGAGCCCGAGACGGACAACUUGAUAUACUGGGCCAAGUCCGGCGACUCCUUCUUUGUUCCCAAUCAUGAGCGCCUCGCGGAGGAGUUGCUUCCACGCUUCUUCAAGCACCGCAACUUUUCUUCCUUUGUGCGCCAGCUCAACAUGUACGGGUUUCACAAGGUGCCGCACUUGCAAUCAGGCGUGCUCAAGAACGAGUCGCCGACGGAACUGUGGGAGUUCGUCAACCCCUUCUUCAAACGGGAUCAGCCGCAGCUGCUUUCUCGAGUUAUGCGCAAGAACAACCGCCCGGCAGUAGCGGCACCGUCUCAGGGAUCGACCGGUACUCGGUCAUCGGCUCGGCAAGCAGCAGCGAAUGCCCAGAUAGGCACUGGCUACCCCGGCGUGCACCUGCUCACGGAUGGCACGACUGAGGGCGAAGCCGGGCCGCUCAUAGGUCCGCAUGCGCAGCUGGCGGAUCUGCAUGCGAUUCAAAGUGGCAUUCAGGCGAUUCGGCAGACACAGGCCGCCAUUGGUGCAGACCUCAAGGCGCUGCAGGCUUCCAACGAGCACUUGUGGCGUGAGGCCCUCGAGUCGCGCGAACGCCAGCAGAAGCAUGAGGAGACGAUAGACCUCAUCGUGUCGUUUCUUGAGAGGCUGUUCGGCACGGAGGGGGAAGGUCUCAAGGGUCUCAAGGAAGCUAUGAGACGUGGGGGCGUCGGCACACACCGAAACGCGCGCGCGCGUGAGGACAGCGGAUCAGAGGACUCAGCCGCCGCCAAGCGCCGCCGUCUCAUGAUUGAGGACGGGCGCGCGUCUGGCCUCGGUGGUAGCGAUAGCAAGAAGGAUGACUCCCCGCACCCACGUCUCGUUGAGAUUCAAGAGCCCAUAGUGGAGACGGCUAGUAAUUCGGGUCGGUCAUCUACUGAACCCUGGCAGUCAUCUGAGCCUCGUUUCACCGCCUUGCCUACGGACGAGGACGGCGUCUCACCGCACACGGCGACGCAAUCUCGCUCGAACUCGAUCAGUAAGAUCGACUCGCUGUACGACACGGAUGCUCGGACGAACGGGGGACCUUCCGGAACGCAGUCCAGCACUGGGAACGCUGGGAACUCCAACGUGGGGCAUCACAACCCGCUUGGACAUCAGUCGAGCCAGCUUGCGCCAUACUCUGCCGGUCAUGUCCUUGAGGGUGCUGACCCGUCGGGCCUCAACCUGGACCCCAAUCUCCUGCAGACGACUAUCGGCUCUCUGCUGCAAUCGCCCGCUGCUGCCCAAAUGUUCCUCAAUACCCUCAACGCGAGCGUGCAGGGCCAAAGCCUCUCCACGCCGUCUAAGGUUCCCCCCUCUCCGCCCGUCGCUGGACCUAAUGUCAAUGACCCGACGCUCGCGCUCUUCUCGCCCCUUCCCCCUGAGCUCGUCAACAACAACAACCAUCUUCUUGGCGCGUACCACAAAGCCGCAGGGGUCGGCGGUGACGUCGAGAAGCUGCAGGACAGUUUCGACAGCCUGGUGCGCAGCAUGGGCCUCGACCUGCCCAAUGGCGGCGCGCAUGGCUCCGGUAACAACACUGGGUAUCAUCAGGAUACGUCGCUGCCGUCCGAGGGCACCUUUGAUGACGGCGAUUUCAACGUCGAUGAGCUGCUCGACCAGCUGACCAACAACAACACCCAGGAGCGCGAGGACAUUUGAUGCGCUGCGAAGUGCAUAUCUCACUCUAAGAUACCCAGAGAGAACCCUUGUACAUGUAGCGUUGUGAUGUACUGCUAGGUGGCCGGUGA
Molecule: messenger RNA, 2356 nt
Organism: Cutaneotrichosporon oleaginosum
Lineage: Eukaryota; Fungi; Basidiomycota; Tremellomycetes; Trichosporonales; Trichosporonaceae
Biological process (GO): regulation of DNA-templated transcription
Molecular function (GO): sequence-specific DNA binding; DNA-binding transcription factor activity
Source: RefSeq, a predicted model, not a curated record